Messenger RNA from Planococcus citri (citrus mealybug), 1208 nucleotides. RefSeq names its product eukaryotic translation initiation factor 3 subunit h (gene eIF3h). Gene Ontology annotation, cellular component: cytosol; cytoplasm; eukaryotic 43S preinitiation complex. Lineage: Eukaryota; Metazoa; Arthropoda; Insecta; Hemiptera; Pseudococcidae. The transcript has 6 exons. The coding region runs from base 146 to 1138 and encodes 330 amino acids. Gene Ontology annotation, molecular function: translation initiation factor activity; metallopeptidase activity; protein binding. The record is from RefSeq and is a predicted model, not a curated record.
ACACCGAUAACAAAAGCUUUCCUUUGCUUUUGCUACGAGCUUACGUGCUUGGUUUUUUCUUCGUUGUGAAUAAUUUGUAUCUUGAUUUGACAUAAUAUUAAUUAAUUCAAUUUGAAAUUCACUAGAUCGAUCAUCAUACAUUACAAUGGCUUCAGGUUCUCGGUAUACUAAACCUCCCCAAGAAGAUGAAACUUUCAUUGAAUGUGUCCAAAUCGAGGGCUUGGCCUUGAUGAAAAUAACCAAGCAUUGUCAUGAAGAAUGCUCUGGAAAUUUGGAAGUAGCUCAAGGUGCAUUACUGGGUUUAAUUGUUGGAAAAACUCUUGAAAUUACGAACUGUUUCGCAUUUCCCAAAAAUUACGAUGAUACCAUAGAUGAGGAGGAUUACCAGUUGGAUAUGAUGAGAAGACUGCGUAGAGUGAACGUUGAUCAUUAUCAUGUUGGAUGGUAUCAGAGUUCGGAUGUUGGAAAUUUCUUGAGCUUGCCGCUUUUGGAAUCGCAAUAUCAUUAUCAAACUUCUAUUGAAGAAUCCGUUGUUUUGAUUUAUGAUACCAACAAAACUUCUCGAGGAUUUUUAACAUUGAAAGCGUACAGAUUAACUCCUCAAGCGAUUAAUAUGUACAAAGAGAAUGACUUUACACCGGAAGCUUUACGGCAAUUGAAAAUAGGUUAUGAAACACUAUUGAUGGAAGUACCUAUUGUCAUCAAAAAUUCAUCUCUUACAAAUAUUCUGCUCAGCGAACUGACCGAUUAUGUGCCUCCGCAAGAUGGAUCUAAUUUCCUUGAUUUGGGCACAGCGAGCGUAUUGGAGGGACAGCUGCGUUCUUUAAUGGAACGUGUUGAUGAUUUGAACCAAGAGGCUAUCAAAUUCAAUCGUUUCCAAUUAGCUGUUGCUAGACAAGCUCAAGAUAAGAAUAGAUUUUUAGCUAAAAGGACUCAAGAAAACGCCGCGCGUGCUCUCAAGAAAGAACCGCCGCUUCCGGAAGAAGAUCUUAAUAAAAUGUUCAAACCAAUCCCUGUUCCUGCUAGGCUCACUCCCAUGUUGAUGGCUAGUCAAGUGGAAGCUUAUGGAGAGCAUAUUUCGAAAUUCUGUUCGCAGUCUUUGGCCAAAUUAUUCGUUAUGCAAGCUACAAAGAGUUAAAUUUUACCGCAUUUUUGUAAUAAUUGUAAUUAUUUAGAAUGAAUAAACAUUUUCUAUUGUCUUUAUGAAA